Bombyx mandarina (wild silkworm) is the source of this 5618-nucleotide messenger RNA. RefSeq lists its product as uncharacterized. Lineage: Eukaryota; Metazoa; Arthropoda; Insecta; Lepidoptera; Bombycidae. The record is from RefSeq and is a predicted model, not a curated record.
UGUAUUGUCGGUAUACCUCGAAUGCUACUUCAAUAAUAUUUAAAAAAACUGUUACUUGUUGAGUGAAAUUUAUAUAAAUUUGCUAGAAAUAGUGUAUCAAAUGGGUGCUAAUAUACUUAUAAGAAGAAGUCAUACAAAUUUAUAACUCAUUAGUUAUGAUUUCUUUGUAGUGAUGAGCGAGCCGCGAUCGAAAUGGAUCUCAAGAACAGGAAGCUGCUGCAGCACAAUCAGCAGGCUAUCAUCAAAGAUCUAGAUGUUCAGUACAUUCUAGACGAACUUUACACGAAACAAGCUAUAUCUUCCGAGGUGUACGAACAUAUCGCUAAUCUGGUCAUAGUUAAAAAUCGAGUCGAAGGCGUCAGGUAUUUGAUAGAUUGCCUGCUAAGGUAUGGCACGAAUCAGGCCUACGAAGCAUUCGUUGAUAGCCUCGCCAAAGAUUACAACUGGCUCUGGGAGAAGUUUGCUACACAAUCCAACGGGCCAAUGUUUAACGACAGCUUCGAGGACAGCCUUAGCAAGGGCGACGUGCCGAGGCUUCCCGAACACCAUGUCAGGAGAAAGGCUGUGGAAACUGAAGUCCUAUCCAAGAUUAAAGAGUUGACCCGUCACAAGAUACUGGUGCUUCACGGUAUGCUGGGCAGCGGAAAGACCUGCGUCGCCAUCAACGUACUCCGGGACAACCCCGAACUCAUAACGAACAAUUUCAAUGAUAUUGUCUUUUGGAUGAACUUUGCGAAUUGCAAGACCGAUGACGACAUCAUCGCUCAACAGAAUACGUUACUACGUAAAAUAUCAUCGAUGUACAUUCAAAAUUCUCACAUGAACUCUUCGAUAUCAAUGUCGAGUAUGGGCUCGAAUAUCGACAGCCAUUCGCUCUCCUACUACGAUCGCACGUGGAACGACUUCAGAGACAGACUGAAGAACCUAUUCUCGGAGCCCCCGCUGAAGGAAGGUCUGCUCGUAAUGGACGAAGUCAACGAUCGGAAAUGCGUCGAAGCGUUCGAUAUCGGUUGCAAGAUACUGAUCACGACCAGAGAUACGGACGUUGUGGCUAAUUAUCACCCGCAAAUCGUUACGGUGGAGAACAGUUUCACAGAGAGAGAGUCCCUAGAACUGUUUGCUUCUUGCUUAGACGAACCUGUAACGAAACUUCCGUCGUAUGCGAAAGAGCUCAACGAAUUAUGCAAAGGAAGCCCCUUCCACGUGGCCCUGAUCGGUGCCCAGCUCGCAGAAGACAGGGAGAGACUGAAACACGAUCGAAGUCAUUGGAAAUAUUACUUGAAGAAAUUAAAAAAGAAUUUCUUUUCUGUGUGGAAAACGAACAACGAUAACCCGAUGAAAACUAUACAAGUGUGCAUAAACUCGUUGAAUCCCAAUACGCUGGCGAUGUUCAUGAAACUGGCAGUGCUUCCGGACAGCGUCAAAGUCACCGCUCAAGUCUACAGCAAACUGUGGAACGUAGACGUCAACGAAGUCGAAAACAUAACGAAGAAACUCAAGAGCAAGUCUCUGAUCAUAAAGAACUACGAUCGAGAUCAAAAAAAGUAUUUAUACGAAGUACACGAUCUUAUAAUGAACUAUCUAAGGUCUUGUACGCACGAAGAGGAAAUGAAGAAGCUACACGACGAACUGUUGAACAGUUACAGAUAUGAUAGCGAAACUGCACCAACGGAGAUAGUCGAUGACGGAUACAUAGCCUUCUACAUAGGAUUUCACAUUUUGAAAACGAAAAAUUUGCACCAGAAAUGGAGUUUGUUCAGUAAGCUGUAUUUAGAUUUGAGGUUUCUAGGGAAUAAAGUCAGACUGACCGGACCGGACGAUGUCAUGCUGGAUCUGCAGAAAUACGAAAAUUAUAUUGUGAGAGAUGAAAUCGACAGAAACUUAGUGUACAGUAUAAAGGCGUUUCUAAGCACGCACGGCACAGACCUGCACCACUACCCCUGCACGAACAUUGUGCAAAGUAUAAUACAACACGAAACGAAAGGAAUAUUGUGUUGUAAGGCUUCGUUAAUAGCACGGGAUAACUGCGUAAACAACGAAUUGUAUUUUGAGUUUAUGCACGAACAUGAUGUAGAAGAAAUUAAACAUUCAACUAUCGACGUUAAAGAAGUUAUCAAAUCUGUUUGCUUCUUGAGAAAUUAUGUAAUUGUUGGAACGUCCAAUGGCUUGAUAAAGUUCUUCAACAUAGAAACUAAUAAGCAGAAAAAGGAACUAAAGGGCACCGGUGCCGCCAUUAAAUGGAUAGGCGUCGCAUGCACUAAAGACACGACUAUUGUAGCCGCUCUGUCGACGGACGGAUAUCUCAAACUUUGGUUCGUCGAUGACUUCGAUGAUGACGACAACGCUAAUAAUCUCGUCGAAGAAGAACCGAACGAUGCAUACAACAACUAUCCCAGUCCGUUAACAUUUGAACCCAAACUGGGACCGAUACUAAAUUGUCGUUGGACGACCAGCGAAGACUUGUUAAUAACUCACACGUCUCAAAUGAUUAUACUGUACCGUCCCAAAGGCGCCGAGUAUGACGUCAUAAGUGAGUUCGACAGGGAACAGAAGCUGCUAUGCUGCGUCCCCUGUAACAACGACAAAUACAUUGCUGUAGCUAGUUUCAACGCCGUAUACAGAGUGGAUUUGAUCGACAUUAGAACUAAGCAGAAAGUUGUUUAUUUCGAAGAAACAGGUGCCAUAUUGGAUAUGCUUGUUGUUCCUGGUACCAAUAAAAUAAUAACGCUGAAACAAAACGAGAUAAUGGCACACGAGUUCCGGGUGAAGCCUGCUUCGAUAAACAGAGGCGGGACGGUUAUCGAUAGCGGUGCGGUCAAAGCGGAUGUCCGGUUCGCGGCGAUGGCCGUCAACAACUCGGGCUCGCUGCUGUUCGCGGCCACGGACGAUAGCCGGGUCGUUUGUGUCGACUUGAAAACUAACUCAAGAGUUUUCGAUAUCGAGAACAGAAGGGGCAAUGUGGUGUCAAUGGCGGUGAGCGAAGUGCUGAUGUGGGAUGAAUUCGAACCGAGCUCCGACGUACUUCUAACUGGUACUGAUAGUACUGAAAAUUCGGCCAAAGUUUGGUAUUUAGACGCUUCGUACGUGUCGCAGACUGCACAAAGAAAAGGAAAAGUUCGUCUAACAAGUAAAUUCGACGUGAGUUUCCUAAACGCGACAACGCCAACAUCUCCGAGCGCCUCGCCCCUGAACAGCGGCGUGGAAACAGUUCACAACCCUCUAAAAUCACACCAGUCGUUCACGAACAAGGACCCAGUAAAGAAACCGAUUAAAACUACCAUGAGCUUGGACAGGAAUACAUUGAAACCGCUCAAUCUGAAAGGAAUUUGCAACAAUAAUGAAGGGCUCAUACAUCCAUUGCUGGCUGUCGUCGACGAUAUGAACAAUAUACAGGUGAUGCGCGGUAAGAAAGUCCUAACCGAGAUCUUAGAGAAAUCUGAUGAAAAGAUAACAGCCGUCAAGGUAUCGCCGUGCAAUCACUACAUCAUGUACGGGCUCAAGUCGGGCAAAGUCAAGAGAUACACAUUGAGAACCAAGGAGAUGACAACUAUAAUGCACGUUAACAGUCCGGUGCAAUACCUGAACUACAUCAACAACAAGCUGAUGUUGGUCGCGUGGAAGAACCGAUGUCUAAUGUCGUAUAAACUGGGCCACGAGGAGACCUGGAAGACUGAAAUGCUACAGGCCGGUAACACGCACCUCGGCUCGCAAGAAUCGCAGCUAGGAAGCGAUUGGCAAAGUAUGAAAAUGAGGAACGGCCACUCGGACUUGUCGACGUCGAGCAGCGAGGCCAGCGUGAGCUCCCGCGAGAACCGACUGUUCCACGGCGGCGAGAUGAAGGAGCUGUACAAGCAGAGCGACCUCGUCGACUGCUUCUGGGUCCCGGACACCGGCCUCAUCACGGUCGAAUCGAACGCCGCCAUCAAACUAUGGAACAAAGACUGCAAAGUUUCGACCAUAUUGAACGCGAGGCAAAUGGAUACUUACAUCACGUGCGCCGCUUUCCAGAACAACGUUCUCGUUAUAUGCGACAGCGAAAACAAAGGAUUCCAGUCGUACGAACUAAAAUUCGACAACACAAUAGAUUUGUGCCUCAUCCAAGAGUACAAACUGAACAAUGUGGUGACGUCAUGCGAUAUCACAUCCGACGGCUACAUACUAGCGAUGGGACUAGACUGUGGUAAUGUUGUGCUUUGGAACGUAAAAGGGAAGCGUCAAAUCAGUUUACUCAAACACCACAACUCGAGAGUGCAGGCGUGCUCGUUCUCGCCUGUCCCGGACCGACUGUACCGGAGCUCCGUGCACUCGCCCGGUGUGACGUCACCGGCGGACGCCGUCGCCGACGACCAGCCUCCACUGGUCCUGGUCACGAUGGCUUCAGAGAUAGUCUGGUGGAACAUCACGUACGUCAUAAGGAUACGAGCGAGUAAUAAGUCAUUGUGGAGGAGCGGACUCAAUGUUAUAUCGCCAAUCGGAACGCCAUUAGAGAAUCGAGCUGAGAAUCACCAGACGACAGAAAAUUCGGGCAACGUUAAUACCAAUUUCUUCUUCAGAGAUAUGUUCGCAGAUAGACAUUGCUGGAAGAACAUUUGGAAAGGAAAAACAUGUAAAGAAGGAUCAAAACGCAAAGAAAUAUUGGCGUGUAUAAAACUAUCGGGUAUAAACGCGACGAGGUUGUGCCACGACGAGAAUUUCUCGUGCUUCGUGACCGUGGACAAUCCGGGCCACGUCCACAUCAUGAACGUGAUGAGGGAUCUUUGUACGUAGCACAAUGUUAAACGCGUUCGUUUAACUAGCACAACGAAAUUCAUAAAGACUCUUUAGAACAUUCGAAUUUCGAAUUUUGUUAUGCCUUCUUAUACUUUAACAAAACGUUUCCCAGAGAUUUGUAAUUUAAGUAUACUUGUGUGCUCAUGAUAGGUCUAUGAGAAUUGUAAAAAGAUUUGAAUGCUAAUUUUAUCCUUAACUCGGUUUUCAAGUCUUCAAUUAUUAUACUCAGUAACAUAAACUGUUAUAGAAUGAUCAUGGAAGAAAUAUAUAUACGUACAUAUUAUUUCAAUAGCUGUACAUAAUUCACACACACUGCCAAAUGCAUUUACAAUUUCUGUAAAAAAUAACAAAGAUAUUGAAAUGUUAUUGUAAGUAUGUAGCCUUCCUACAGUUUUAAGUCGGUGUCAUUCAAGUAAUUUGAUUAAAAAAAACAAAAAACAGCCAACAUUAUUACAGUAAAUACUUCUAUGUGUGGUAACAGUGUUGCCAUUUGUUGUAGAAAAUAUUACAUUUAUAUUAGUACUUGUUCACAAAUUGGGCACAAAGCUUAGAUACGUUUCAAGACAAUUGAUAGUAAUAGACUACUACCAAGUAAUAGUAAAAUAAUAUAUUAUUUCACAUGCAGAAAAAUAUUCAAAUAAUUACAAGUAAUAUUUUUUUGGAACUGGAAAAUAGUUAAGCAGAGACUCAGCUAUGGCUCUCGCAUUGCUGUUGACCAUGAGCAUCUAUAACCAAUUACCACCAGAGGAGCCGCAAGCUCUGUCUUUGAAGAUAAUUUUUUUUUUUUUAAAACGCAAUUUAAACUAUUUCUAAAUCUCUAGCAUUUCAGUGAAUACUUUUUAUUGACC